AAUUGUGGGCCACUCGGCUAAUGGCGUCUGCGAGUCUUGGGGGCCCUGGGAGCAGGCACUGAAGCUUCCUGCCAGGUUGGCUGGUGACGCCCGGUGUGACCGGGCCCCGCGGUAGCGGGAGGACUUGCCCGUCUUGUGGGCUCCUCAGCCAGAGCCGGCGGAGCGUAGCGGGGCUUCGGGGGGCGCCUCGGAGAGGAACCCGAGGAGUUGAGAAGAGGCUGCGGGGGGCGCUCGGGCGCACUUCGGGCUCGCAACCCAGGCCCGGAGGAGCCCAAGAGGCUAGCCGGGGAAGGACCGAAGGCGCCUGGAGGGAGCUGCUUGUCGCCCCAAGAGCUGACAGUGUCGGAGUUCGUUUGCCCGCUCAGACAUUGGCUCGGAUCAUGUCGGGCACCAACAGCCCCGAGGCGGUGAAGAAGCUGCUGGAGAAUAUGCAGAGCGAUUUGCGGGCCUUGUCACUGGAGUGCAAGAAGAAAUUCCCACCUGUCAAGGAGGCUGCUGAAUCAGGAAUAAUAAAAGUUAAAACAAUAGCUGCACGAAACACCGAAAUUUUGGCAGCAUUGAAAGAGAACAGCUCAGAAGUUGUUCAGCCUUUUUUAAUGGGAUGUGGAACUAAGGAACCGAAGAUCACUCAGCUAUGUUUGGCAGCUAUUCAGAGACUAAUGUCACAUGAAGUUGUGUCUGAGACUGCAGCUGGCAAUAUAAUUAACAUGCUUUGGCAGCUAAUGGAAAAUAGUCUUGAAGAACUUAAGCUACUUCAAACAGUUCUUGUUCUUUUGACAACCAAUACAGUAGUUCAUGACGAGGCACUCUCUAAGGCAAUUGUUCUUUGUUUUCGGCUACACUUCACAAAAGAUAAUAUUACAAAUAAUACAGCUGCUGCUACAGUGCGACAAGUUGUUACUGUCGUUUUUGAGAGGAUGGUUGCUGAAGAUGAAAGACACAAAGUUAUUACAGAACAACCAGUACUGGUACAAGGAAACAGUAACAGAAGAUCUGUCAGCACCCUCAAACCUUGUGCUAAAGAUGCAUAUAUGCUUUUUCAGGACCUUUGUCAGUUGGUUAAUGCUGACGCCCCUUACUGGCUAGUAGGCAUGACAGAAAUGACUCGGACAUUUGGCCUCGAAUUACUUGAGUCAGUCCUGAAUGAUUUUCCACAAGUCUUUUUACAGCACCAAGAAUUUAGUUUCCUCCUCAAAGAAAGGGUAUGUCCUCUUGUGAUAAAGCUGUUUUCUCCAAAUAUAAAAUUCAGACAAGGUUCCAGCACUUCAUCUUCCCCAGCACCAGUUGAAAAACCGUAUUUUCCCAUCUGCAUGCGUUUGCUGAGAGUAGUGUCUGUUCUAAUUAAGCAGUUUUACAGCCUUUUGGUAACUGAAUGUGAGAUAUUUCUGUCACUUCUGGUGAAGUUUCUGGAUGCAGAUAAACCACAGUGGUUACGAGCAGUUGCAGUGGAAUCAAUACACAGACUGUGUGUGCAGCCUCGGCUAUUAAGGUCAUUUUGUCAAUCCUAUGAUAUGAAGCAACAUUCUACCAAGGUUUUUCGUGAUAUUGUGAAUGCACUGGGAUCAUUUAUCCAGUCGUUGUUUCUUGUGCCUCCUACUGGAAAUCCAUCUGCUACAACAAACCAAGCUGGAAAUAAUAACACAGGUGGCCCAGUCUCAGCACCAGCAAACUCAGGAAUGUUGGGAAUUGGUGGAGGUAUUACUUUGCUGCCAGCGUUUGAAUAUAGAGGAACUUGGAUACCUAUUCUGACUAUAACUGUUCAAGGCAGUGCUAAAGCCACCUACCUAGAGAUGUUGGACAAAGUUGAGCCCCCAACUAUACCGGAAGGUUAUGCCAUGUCUGUGGCAUUCCAUUGUUUGCUAGACCUCGUACGUGGAAUAACUAGUAUGAUUGAAGGAGAGUUAGGGGAGGCUGAAACAGAAUGUCAGACUACCACUGAAGCAGCUUCUUCACCAACACAGUCGUCAGAACAGCAAGAUUUACAGUCAGCAUCAGACCAAAUGGAUAAAGAAAUAGUUAGCAGAGCUGUUUGGGAAGAAAUGGUGAAUGCCUGCUGGUGUGGACUUCUUGCUGCACUCUCACUCCUUCUUGAUGCCAGCACAGAUGAAGCUGCCACUGAGAAUAUUUUAAAAGCUGAACUGACUAUGGCUGCUCUUUGUGGAAGGCUGGGCCUUGUAACUUCAAGAGAUGCCUUUAUAACUGCAAUAUGCAAGGGUUCCCUGCCUCCUCAUUAUGCUCUUACUGUAUUGAAUACUACCACCGCAGCUACACUUUCCAAUAAAUCAUAUUCCAUUCAGGGCCAGAGUGUUAUGAUGAUAAGUCCAUCAAGCGAAUCUCACCAGCAGGUUGUGGCAGUGGGUCAACCUCUAGCAGUCCAGCCUCAAGGGACAGUAAUGCUAACUUCCAAAAAUAUCCAGUGUAUGAGGACUUUACUUAACUUGGCACACUGCCAUGGGGCUGUUCUUGGAACAUCGUGGCAACUUGUCUUGGCAACUCUGCAGCAUCUUGUAUGGAUUUUAGGAUUAAAGCCUAGUAGUGGUGGUGCCUUGAAACCUGGGAGAGCUGUAGAAGGACCCAGUACAGUUCUAACAACAGCUGUGAUGACAGAUUUACCUGUAAUUUCCAAUAUACUUUCAAGAUUGUUUGAAAGCUCACAGUAUCUUGAUGAUGUUUCAUUGCAUCAUUUAAUAAAUGCACUUUGCUCCUUAUCCCUAGAAGCAAUGGAUAUGGCCUAUGGAAAUAAUAAGGAACCAUCUCUUUUCGCCGUUGCCAAAUUGUUAGAAACUGGUCUUGUUAACAUGCACCGAAUAGAAAUUUUGUGGAGACCUCUAACAGGCCACCUACUUGAGGUCUGCCAGCAUACAAACUCUCGAAUGAGAGAAUGGGGAGCAGAAGCUUUAACUUCACUUAUUAAAGCAGGGCUAACGUUUAAUCAUGAUCCUCCACUUUCACAAAACCAGAGGCUCCAGUUGCUUUUACUGAAUCCAUUGAAGGAGAUGUCCAAUAUUAACCAUCCUGAUAUCCGACUCAAGCAAUUAGAAUGUGUGUUGCAGAUUCUGCAGAGUCAAGGAGACAGUCUUGGGCCUGGAUGGCCGUUAGUGCUUGGAGUCAUGGGAGCGAUCAGAAAUGAUCAAGGAGAAUCCUUGAUACGAACUGCAUUCCAGUGUCUUCAGUUAGUUGUGACAGACUUUCUACCAACUAUGCCUUGCACUUGUCUGCAGAUAGUUGUAGAUGUUGCAGGUAGCUUUGGGCUUCAUAACCAAGAACUUAAUAUUAGUUUAACUUCAAUAGGUUUAUUGUGGAAUAUUUCAGAUUAUUUUUUUCAAAGAGGAGAAACUAUUGAAAAAGAAUUAAACAAGGAAGAGGCAGUACAGCAAAAGCAGGCAGAAGAGAAAGGAGUAGCUUUAAAUCGGCCGUUCCACCCUGCACCACCAUUUGAUUGCUUGUGGUUAUGUCUGUAUGCAAAAUUGGGUGAACUGUGUGUGGACCCCCGUCCUGCUGUUAGGAAGAGUGCCGGGCAAACUCUGUUUUCUACGAUUGGUGCACAUGGAACUUUAUUACAACAUUCAACAUGGCACACUGUUAUUUGGAAGGUUCUCUUUCAUCUGUUGGACCGAGUUCGAGAGUCUUCUACCACAGCAGACAAAGAAAAGAUUGAGUCAGGAGGUGGCAAUAUUCUCAUUCAUCAUUCAAGGGAUACAGCAGAGAAGCAAUGGGCUGAGACAUGGGUGUUAACAUUGGCUGGAGUAGCAAGAAUCUUCAACACUAGAAGAUAUUUACUACAACCUUUAGGAGAUUUUUCCAGAGCAUGGGAUGUUCUUCUUGACCACAUACAGUCAGCAGCACUCAGCAAAAACAAUGAAGUAUCUCUGGCUGCUCUGAAAAGCUUCCAGGAGAUUUUACAGAUUGUAUCCCCUGUCAGAGACUCAGAGAAGCCUGAGACACCACCUGCAGUUAAUAUACCUGUACCUGUCCUUAUAGGACCCAUAUCAGGCCCUGGCCUAAGCAGACCUUUUGUAAGAACAGAUUCCAUUGGAGAAAGACUUGGAAGAUACAGUAGCUCAGAGCCACCCAUAGUUAAUACUGAGCUUGAAGAUUUGAAUCUCUGGUGGGCCGCAUGGAAUACCUGGUAUAAAAUUGGAUCUGAAAGCACUAAGCCUCCUAUUACUUUUGAUAAAUUAACUUUCAUUCCCAGCCAGCCUUUUCUUACAGCUUUAAUUCAGAUAUUUCCAGCUCUCUACCAACACAUAAAAACUGGUUUCAACAUGGAUGACUUGCAAAAGUUGGGAGUCAUAUUGCACAGUGCCGUUUCAGUCCCAAUAAGCUCAGAUGCAUCCCCUUUUAUUCUUCCAUCUUACACCGAAGCAGUUUUGACAAGCUUACAGGAAGCUGUACUUACAGCUUUAGAUGUUCUCCAAAAGGCCAUCUGUGUAGGACCAGAAAAUAUGCAGAUAAUGUAUCCAGCUAUAUUUGAUCAGUUACUAGCAUUUGUAGAAUUCUCCUGUAAGCCUCCACAGUAUGGACAACUGGAAACAAAGCACAUUGCAAAUGCAAAAUAUAAUCAGAUCCAACUAUUUGCACCGGCGGAGUGGGUAGCCUUGAAUUAUGUACCAUUUGCUGAAAGAUCUUUAGAAGUAGUUGUGGAUUUAUACCAAAAAACAGCAUGUCACAAAGCAGUGGUGAAUGAAAAAGUACUCCAGAAUAUUAUUAAGACUCUUAGAGUUCCUCUCAGUUUGAAGUAUUCUUGUCCUUCUGAAAGCACAUGGAAACUAGCAGUAUCUUCUCUCCUCAAAGUUCUUUCUAUUGGGCUUCCUGUUGCCCGGCAGCAUGCUUCUUCUGGAAAAUUUGACAGUAUGUGGCCAGAACUAGCCAGUACUUUUGAAGACUUUCUCUUUACUAAAAGCAUACCUCCAGAUAAUCUGUCUAUUCAAGAGUUCCAAAGAAAUGAAAGUAUUGACGUUGAGGUAGUUCAGCUUAUCAGCACUGAGAUACUACCUUAUGCCAAUUUUAUUCCCAAAGAAUUCGUUGGCCAGAUAAUGACCAUGCUUAAUAAGGGCUCAAUACAUUCUCAGUCAUCUUCAUUUACAGAAGCAGAGAUUGAUAUUCGUUUGAGGGAGGAAUUUUCUAAAAUGUGUUUUGAAACAUUGCUCCAGUUUUCAUUCAGUAAUAAAGUCACAACACCUCAAGAAGGCUAUAUCUCACGAAUGGCACUCUCAGUGCUUUUAAAGAGGUCCCAAGAUGUACUACAUCGCUAUAUAGAGGAUGAAAGAUUAAGUGGCAAAUGUCCUCUUCCAAGGCAGCAAGUAACAGAAAUCAUAUUUGUCUUAAAAGCAGUCAGUACUCUCAUUGAUUCACUUAAGAAAACUCAGCCUGAGAAUGUUGAUGGAAAUACCUGGGCACAGGUAAUUGCCUUAUACCCAACAUUAGUAGAAUGCGUCACCUGCUCAUCUUCAGAAGUCUGCUCUGCACUUAAAGAGGCGCUGGUUCCCUUUAAGGAUUUCAUGCAACCACCAGCAUCCAAAGUUCAAAAUGGAGAAUCUUGACUGGCUUCAAUAUAUUUGAAGGAAGAAAGAUAACCUAAAAGAACAUUUGCUCCUAAGUGAGUCUUCUAUGAGAAAAACAUUUCUUACUACAAAUAAAUCUUGGCAGCUGUUGUUGGCCUCCUUUAAAUUGUACUUACCUGGGUUCAGUAAUUCAUAUUACAAGCUUACACAUCAACAAAGGUUCCUGAAUGAGUGGCAGUGCAGGCCUUUAAUAAGUUACACUGGUGGAAGGGAUAGUUAAUACUGCAACAUACCUGCUACCACGUCUUCAGUUGGUGAUUUAAAAGUGAACUUAUGUACAGUUUGUGGUGUAUGUGUUAAUGAUGUCCUUUUUAAAAAGGAAGAUAUUUCAAUUCAGUCAGAUUUAUUAGGCUGGUGUUUUUGCACAGUUUUUCAAGUACAAAGUUGUACUAAAAUUUUAUGCAAGAUGGUACUGUGACAUUCCAUAUUAUCUGUAACCAGCCUUUGUAAACAAAGGGAACUGAUAUACUUGCGUGUAUAAUAAAUGGUACAGUUCUGUAUAAAAUAGUUGCAUUUAUUAUUUAAACUUUUAAAAUGUUGCUAAUAUUAAAUGCUUGGAGCUGUAUUUAUUAUUAAUACAAAAUUGUUUGCUUAUAUUUUUACUUAUAAUUUGCCUUCUUAAGUGGCAGAUAUGCUCAUCAUAUGAUCAUGCAUUUAGCUUCAUGCUUAUGUUGAAUGUAUUUAUCAGUGACCAUUAAACAUCUGACCAGAAAGGUCAUAUAAUCACAGCAGCAAAUAGCUCAUGAUUUGCCGAUUUUGUAACUUUGAAGUAUAGGUUAUUAAUGUAAUACACUGAGAUAUAUUGUAGCAGUAUGACUCCAUCAUACCUCAUUUCUUUAAAUAUUUCUUCCAGCUUUCACUAAGUCUGUCCGUUUUUAUAUUUGCUGUCUGGAUUUUAAAGACUUUUCAUAUUUUGUAUUUCUACUGAUUUUUUUUUCCCCUAACAACACUUGUCACCGUCUUUGAAUUAUGACCUGGGCAAGGUGAUUUCAAAUUCCCUAAAAUUUUGCCUGUGAGGUUCUGUUUAUUUCAGUUAUCGUCAAUGUUUCAUUUUGUAAUGUCUUUUCAAAAAGAAAAAUAACUAUGCUAAUCCACAAGUAUAAAAUACAUGUGUAUUAUAAUAAGAAGUGUAUUUUUGGAGAUAGUCAACAUUUAGAAGUGCAGUAAACUUUUUGUCAUGGAGUAAAAAGCCAAUUUUGUUUCACUUUCCCCUCCUAGUGAAGAAGAAAAAGUGCACUUUAAGUACAUUAACUGAUUUGUUUCUUUUAAAACUGACUUUGACCUAGCUUACUGUAUUUUUUAUUUAAUGGAUUAUGGUAUUAUAAUAUUUUCCUUCCGAUUUAAAUUUUCAUAAUGAUUUGUGUGAAGACAUGAAGAUGUUUAAAACAAUGAUUAUUCAUAAAAAAAAUCUUAAUGGUCUCAGUAUUAUUUUAGUGUGCUGGAAGGCCUUAAUUUUGAUAAAAUUUGCAAGUUUCAGUUUCUCCAGAAUAAUCAUGAAACUACAAGAAGGUAAUAGAAUUGAGUAAUGAAUGAGAUAAAAUUUUGAAGCUGUUGUAAUUGUGUAACUAAUUUGCACUGUUGCGGUAAACGUGUGGCAAGAUCUUUUUUUUUUUUUUUUUAAUUUUUAUUGGGUUUAAGUGAAAGUUUACAAAUCGUCAGCCUCUCAUAAAAAAAUUUAUAUAUACCUUGCUAUAUACUCCUGAUUGCUCUCCCCUCAAUGAGACAGUCUGCUUCUUCCCUCCACACUCUUUUCAUGUCCAUUCCACCAGCUUCUAACCCCCUCUGCCUUCUCAUCUCCCCUCCAGAUAGGAGAUGCCAACAUAGUCUCAAGUGUCUACUUGAUCCAAGAAGCUCAUUCUUCACCAGCAGCGAGAUCUUUUAUUUACAUGAAAUAAUGAAUUUCUAUUUUAUAAUUUCACUUAAAAUUAAGGUAAAAUAUGGCAUUCCAUAGAUUCUGCCUUCAACAUUUUCCUUAUGGAAAGUUGUUUUAAAAAAAAAAAAAACAUUUAAAGCUGUGUGUUUAUUCUCUGUAUUGGAUGUGUUAAAUUGGGGGUUAGAAAACUUACAUAUCAGUGAUAAAUAUUGAAGUAGAAUAACCAAAGUAGUGUACCUUUUCAGUAAAAUGUUAAAAAUACUGCGAUGAAUUUACAAGAAGUAAAAAUAUGUCUAUUCUUGAGAAACAAGAUGAAUCUGUUGCAAUCCAAAUAAUAAUUCUUUGGUGAAACUGAAAUGUGAGUCAGGGGUAUACCACAUGCAUCUAUACAAACUGAGUACUUUGAGCUAACAUUGCAUUAGCUUUCGACACCAAGGUUAUGCUUUACAGUUGUGCUGAAGAUACAUAGAUGUGGUGAAUGUUCCAAUACAAUAUAAUAUGGUGAUCAGUCCGAGUCUUACAAGUGGGCUAGCCCCUUGGUCGUAUAAUUUGACAGGCUGUUCCUUCCAGAAUACCCCCAUCCUGCAGGAGCCACUAUUAGCAAUUCAUUCCCUUAAGUCAAGCAUUCCUCUAGGCUGCAUUUUCUAAAAUAUCCUGAUCCCUGGGGAGGUUAAGACAUUGUUGGUAUGAAUUGGGUUCUUCGUUAACUGGAAGGGCUGGGCUCUGUUAGAUUACUAGCUGCUAGGAAAUUCAAAAAGGAAAAGUCCCAAAGCUAAGAUCACUUUCUAGCACAAUUGAGUCUGUGACUAGUCCUUGAAACAGUAAUAAUGUCCUUUGGGAUACAUAUUAGAAAUACAGUGGAUUUUAAGCCUCAGAUAAUCACUUUUUGUCACUGACAGUGCCUGCCUUAAAUAGAUUAUUGGGCAUCAGGCAUAUGCCAACAGUUGGAUGAUUAAUAAAGUCCUUUUCUGACUUUUUUUUUUUCCCCUGUUGUAAUGGAAACAAACUAAUUUUCUACUUGCCUGGUUUACUUCUUUAUUUUCCUAUAAUGCUAUCACUGCCAAGAAGGAAAAGAACAGAUCAUUUUGUCGUGUCUUAUUUUGUGUUUCUAACAGUUGCCCUCAAAUAGGUCCAAAUCAUGGUGACUGCAUGUGCAACAGAAUGAAGCAUGCUGAGUCCUGUACCGUCUUUACAGUCGUUGGCAUGCUCGAGUUUAUUGUUAAGGCCAUUGUGUAUUUUGAGUGCCUUCCAACCUAGGGAGGGGGCUCGUCUUCCAGCACUGUAUCAGCAAUAUUCUGUUGUGAUCCAUAAGGUUUUCAAUGGCUAAUUUUCAGAAGUAGGUUGCCAGGCCUUUCUUCCUAGUCUGGCUUAGUCUGGAAGCUCCAUUGAAACCUGACCACCGUGGAUAACCCUGCUGGUAUUUGAAAUACUGGUGGCAUAGCUUCCAGCAUCAUGGCAACACACAAGCCACUACAGUAUGACAAGCUGACAGAUGGGUGGUGGUAUUUAUAACUAGCAGUAAGAUUCUGUUAGUUUUACUGCAUACAUUUGUGAAUAAACUUUAUAGAUUGGGGACUUGUUAGGUGCCAAAAGAAAAAGAAAGUGCAUAGAAGUCUGGCUUAGACAAAACCGCUUUUCACUUGGUUCCACUUUUAAUUUUAUUAGAUUAAGAGCUAUGUUUCUUACCUGUUUUCCCCUUUAUGAGUAUUGAUUUGCUUUACAUUUUUUCUACUCUUUCUAAACCAAAUCUGUUGCCAUCAAAUCGAUUUCUACUCAUACUGAUGCUGUAGGACAGAGUAGAACUGCCACAUAGGGUUUCCAAGGCCGUAAUCCUUAUGGAAGCAAACUGCCACAUCUUUUUCUGUCAGAGUGGCUGGUUCGUUUGAACCACGGACCUUUCAGCUGAGCGCUUAACCACUGUACCACCAGGGCUCCUUUUUACUCUAGCUACUUAAAUUGUAUGUAGCAUCAGAAGGAAGAGACAGACAAUUUAGUGUAUGUAUUUUAUUCUGGAGAAUAGCAUUCACUUAAUUCUGUAGCAGGCCAAUAACAACUGGGUUAUUUGUCCUUUAUCAAUAUAACCUUAGAAUAUUUCGUUCAUUGUCGCAAUUCGGUACCACUAGUCCCAGGUAACUAUUGGGCCAGAGGAUCAGUUAAGAAACUGAGUAUGAAUCAACAAACGAACAGUGUUGUAAAAGCAACUCAAAAGUAUAUUCCAUAUUAAUGGAGUAGUCAUUAUUACCUUCAUGUUAAUGAAGGACUGUAUAAACCAAAAACCCAAACCCUUUGCCGUGGAGUUGAUUCUGACUCAUAGUAUAGUUACUGUAUAAUGUCUACUGUAUUCUUCCCCCCCCACCACCCAUCUGUCAGUUUGUCAUGCUAUAGCGGCCUGCUAUGUAUGUUGCUGUGAUGCUGAAAGGCAUGCCACUGAUAUUUCAAAUACCAGCAGGGUCACCCAUGGUUUGCAGACUUCAGUGGAGUUUCCAGUCUAAGAGACUAGGAAGAAGGGCCUGGUGAUCGAAUUCCCAAAAUUAACCAAUGAGAACCUUAUGGAUCACAACAGGACAUUAUGCAAGUCAUUUACUUUGGACACGUUGUCAGGAGAGAGCAGUCCCUAGAGGAAGACAUCAUGUUUGGUGAAGUAGAGAGCCAGUGCGGAUAUGGGAGACCCUCAAUGUGAUGGAUGAGCAUGAUUGCCGCCAGUGAUGGACUUGAACAUGAUGGUGAUUGUGAGGAAGAUGCAGGACUGGGCAAUUAUUUUAUUGUACAUAAGGUCAACAUGAGUUGAAGCUGAUUUGAUGGCAGCUAACAGCAACAACAUACUUUUCCCAAAUGUGGGAUAAUUCAGAUGGACAACGGAAUUCUCAGGAGACCGCUAUAGGUGAAAUCCAUCUACCCAAGGCAGAACACUUUGAGGAAACCACCUACCUGCGGUUGCUAUAGAAAUUAACAGUGGAGAUUUGGAAACCCCUGAAAUAAAUUGAUGUCCAGACAGAGAAUGUUGUGGAAUACUGUUUUGUUUUUUAAUAGAAAACUACCAUAGGUGUUGGCAAAAAUGAUUAUGGAAGCACUGCCAGCAGCCUAGUAUGUUCCUUAGAUUUCCAUUUAUUAGGUUUGGCGGUUUGGCGCAUACGCUGAUAUUUACAUAAAGCACAUUUUACUGUUCUUAGUGUUGCUGGGUAGUAUAUGGCUGGAUUAUUAGAGUUUGACUUUUUUAAUUACUAUUCAUGAGAAAACGGAUUCAUAGCACAUGGUGUGUUACCAGUUUAUGUGUGGUAGGAAAAGUUUUUAAUAGUUCAAGAUGAUUUGAAUUAAAAUUUUCAUAUCUUUGGAAAAUAGUGUUUCAAUUUGAAUGAAAAGUUUCUAUAGAUUGGAAAAGAAAGCUAUAAUGUCUUUGUAUCUUAAUUUAUAUUAAAAAACAGAAGUUAGAUAAAAAUCAGUUUCUUAUUAACCCAGUAAUUUUGAAUGCUUAGCAGUGUUGGCUCUUUAAAAGAGUGUGUGUGAAUGAAUCCUUUCGUGAAUAUGAAUAAUACUCAGUAACCUUGACUAAUGGUGAGGCAGUGAUGAGCUCAGGCUCUGCCUCUUAUUUAACUGUAGGUAUGCUAGCUUUUCAAAGCCCUCUCUAUCUCUAAAAUGAAGAUGAUAAUCAAUGAGUUACUUAUUCUUUAGAGAAAAAUGCAUAAUUAGGGUUUGGAGCUGAUUUCAUGAUGACAUUCUUAGGGUGAGUUGUUUGGUAAAUUUAUUAAUAUAUCCUGAGACCUUUGAAAAUGUAUUUUUCACUUUUUCUCCUGCAUUGCUUAUUGCUUUCUUCUCCCUCUCUGUCUCUCAUUUUUACCUUACUGUCUUACUUUCCUCUGAUUUUUCUUUUUUUCUCCCCUCAUUCCUGUCACAUUCUCUGCCUCUUCUCUUCCAGCUUUUCCUCUAAUUUUACCUGUUCUUUGUCCAUAAGAAGCAGAGCUGUUAGUGGUAACACCAUUGCCGACUGCCUGCCUAUUAAAUGAGAUUCUAGAAAUACUUCCCACUUUGACUGUUGUUGACUUUUUGCAAAGGUGAAGUCUCCCUGCCAUUUCAAAAUAGCUGAACAAGUUAAAGUAAUUUCAGACUGUAGUUCCUCCUAUCUUUCUGAAUCCACAGGAUUCAGCAGUCAGGUGUUCACAAAAUGAAAAAGGGAAGUACUUGGGAUUGCUGUAAGUAUGGUGGAUUCAGCAUCUAUUCUUGAAACAUACCAAGGCUUUUCUGUUACAUGGACAAGUAGAUUAUACCACUUCCCUCAAAGGGGAGUGUUUAAAAUAUGUUUAUGUGACUUUUUUUUUAAUUUUGCCUUUACGUAAGGGGUCUUUCUCUUUUGUUCUUUGUAGAGACAGAUGCUUCUAAUUAUUUUAUAUUUAUAUUAUUUAUAGUAUUUACACUGCCUACUUUUAAGGAUUUGAAUCAGCAUUUUUGUUAGGUGCUGUCAAGCCAGUUUUGAUGUGUUCAACAAAAUGAAACACUGGGCCAUCCUCACAAUCGUUGUGAUGUUUGAGCCCAUUGUUGCAGCCACUGUGCCAAUCCAUUUCAUUGAGGGUCUUACUCUCUUUCACUGACCCUAUACUUUUUACCAAGCACAAUGCUUUUCUCCAGGGGCUAGUCUUUCCUGAUAACAUGUCCAAAAUACUUGAGACAAAGUCUCACUGUCCUUGCUUCUAAAGAGUAUUCUGACUCUACAUCCAAAACAGAUUUGUUCGUUCUUCUGGCAGUCCAUGGUAUAUUCGAUAUUCUUCGCCAACACCAUAAUUCAAAGGGACCAAUUCUUUGGUCUUUCUUAUUCAUUGUCCAGUUUUCUCAUGCAUAUGAGCCAACAGAAAAUACCAUGGCUUCAGUCAGGUGCACCUUAGUCCUCAAAGUGACAUCUUUGCUUUUUAACACCUGUAAGAGGUCUUUUGCAGCAGAUUUGACCAAUGUAAUAUGUCCUUUGACAUCUUGACUGCUGGUUCCAUGGGCGUUGAUUAUGGAUUCAAGUAAAAUGAAAUCUUUGAUAACUUCAAUCUUUUCUCUCUUUAUCAUGAUGUUGCUUAUUGGUCCAAUUGUGAGGAUUGUUUCCUUUAUAUUAAGGUGUUAUCCAUACUGAAGGCUGUGGUCAUGGAUCUUCAUAAGUAAGUGCUUCAAGUCCUCUUCACUUUCAGCAAGCAAGGUUGUGUCGUCAGCAUAUCAAAGGUGGUUAAUGAGUCUUCCUCCAAUCCUGAUGCUGCAUUCUUCUUCAUAUAAUCCAGGUUAUUGGAUUAUCUGCUGAACAUACCGAUUGAAUAAGUACGGUGAAAGGAUACAAGCUUUUCUUAUUUCAAACCAUGCAGUAUCCCCUUGCUCUAUUCAAAUGACUGUCUCUUGAUCUAUGCACAGGUUCCGCAUGAGCACAAUUAAGUGUUCUGGAAUUCUCAUUCUUCGCAAUGUUAUCCAUAAUUUGUUAUGAUCCACACAGUUGAAUGCCUUUGCAUAGUCAGUAAAACAGAUAAACAUCUUUCUCAUAUUCUCUGCUUUCAGCCAGGAUCCAUCUGACAUCAGCAAUGAUAUCCCUCAUUCCACAUUCUCUUCUGAAUCUGGCUUGAAUUUCUGACGGUCCCCUGCUGAUGUGCUCCUGCACCAUUUUAGAAUUAUCUUCAGCAAAAUUUUACUUACAUGUGAUAUUGAUGGUAUUGUUCGAUGAUUUCUUCAUUCUGUUGGAUCACCUUUCUUUGGAAUGGGCAUGUAUAUAAAUCUUUUCCAGUCGGUUGGUAGCUGUCUUCCAAAUUUCUUAGUAUAUAGACAAGUGAGCACUUCCAUUGUUGCAUCCAUUUGUUGAAACAUCUCAGUUGGUAUCCUGUCAAUUCCUGGAGCCUUGUUUUUUGCCAAUGCCUUCAGUGCAGCUUGGCCUUCUUCCUUCAGUACCGACAGUUCUGGAUCAUAUGCUACCUCCUGAGAUGGUUGAAUGUCGACCGGUUCUUUUUGGUAUAGUGAUUCUGUGUAUUCCUUCCAUCCUCCUUUGAUGCUUCCUGCAUUGUUCAAUAUUUUGCCUUUGAAUCCUUCAGUAUUGCAGUUUCCCACCUACCGAUUCUUCUUUGCUUCCAGCCUUCGCAUUCCAAUCACCAGUAAUUAUCAAUGCAUCUUGAUUGCACGUUUGAUCAAUUUCAGACUGCAGAAGUUGGUAAAAAUCUUCCAUGUCUUCAUCUUUUGCUUAGUGGUUGGUGCAUAAAUUUGAAUAAUAGUCAUUAUAAUAUUAUAAUAGUCUUCCUUGUAGACAUAUGGUUAUCCUGUCACCAACAGUUUUGUACUUCAGAGAAGAUCUUGAAAUGUUCGUUUUGAUGAUGAAUGCAAUGCCAUUCCUCUUCAAUUUGUCAUUUCUGGCAUAAUAGAUCAUCCCAGCCCAGAACCCAGUGCCGUCGAGUCUAUUCCAACUCAUAGCGACCCUAUAGGACAGAGUAGAACUGCCCAAUAGACCAUAGAAUUGUCCAAUUCAAAAUGGCCAAUACCAGUCCAUUUCAGCUCACUAAUACCUAGGAUAUCUAUCUUUGUCCCAUUUCAUUUUUGAUGAUUUCCAAUUUUCCUAGAUUCAUACUUCGUAUAUUCCACGUUCUGAUUAUUAAUGGGUAUUUGCAGCUUUUUCUUCUCAUUUUGAGUCGUGCCACAAAAGCAAAUGAAGAUCCCGAAAGCUUGACUCCAUCCAAGUCAUUAACACAGACUCCAUUUUGAGGAGGUAGCUCUUCCCCAGUUGUAUUUCGAGUGCCUUCCAACCUGAGGGGCUCAUUUUCCAGCACUGUAUCAGACAGUGUUCACACGGUUUUCAGUGGACAAUUUUUUCAGAUGUAGAUCGCCAGGUGCCUCUUCCUAGUCUGUCUUAAUUGGGAAGCUCCACUGAAACCUGUCCACUGGGUGACCCUGAGCAUAUUUGAAAUACCAGUGGCGUAGCUUCCAGUAUCACAGCAACAUGCAAGCCACCACAGUACGACAAACUGACAGAUGAGUGGUCAUGAGGAAGCACAUUGCUUAUGUAUUUCAGCUGUUGCACAGCAAUAGUCUUUGAAGGAAGACUCAGAAUGUCACAGUUUUCGUCUCUUGAGUCUUUCUAGGGUGUAUUUGGUCUCCAUGUCCUCAGUGCUUGCAGUGAUACAGAGGUCAAUUGAAACAUUCCUAAUUACUCUGUGGCAUUGAUUCUAGCCCCUCAGGUAAGGAAAAGAAAAUUACUAUACCCUUGGAUUUUGAAACCAUUUUCAGUUGCUGCAAAUGGAGUUACAUUAAGUUUUAUUUUAAACUAGCAUCCAAUAAAUAGUGCAACCAGGGAAGAUCUGCUGAGCCGGGGCAUUAUUCGGAAAACCAUUGCAAUAUAACAACAGCUGCUUUUUUUGUAUUAAGUUUGAUGGGAGAAAAAUUGCAAAGCUAUAAUAUUGCAGUACUAUUCUUUUUAUCUAGAAAAAUAAAAUAUUAGGCUUUAGACCCAACUGUGCAGGUUGUGUUUACUUUCUAGUUUUUACUACCUCUGUGUCAUAAUUUUAACACAUAACUUAGAACUCCUGUCUCUUAAGGCAGUUACCAUAUGGUGUUUAUGUCAGACUGGAUAUAUUUAUCUAAUUUUGUGAGAUUCUUUCUAGCUCCUAACACAGUUCUUGAAAGCAAUACCACUGUUUUUGUACUUUCUACUUAAAAAAUUUUUAUGUUGUUGAGAUCUAUCAGUUAUGUAUUAUAAUCUUGAUAAUGCCUUGACCUCUGAUUUCCUUGUGGUCUAAGAUACUUUACCAAAGCUGCAUAGCUAUAGCUGUGAUUGCAUAGAUCUUUAAUUUGCUUUACAGUUACCGCUCAGUGUGACCCUAGGUUUUAAUUAUGUUCCAGCAGUACUAGUUUUCUUAUGACUUAAGAUCAUACCCACUUGGAUAAUUUACCUUCAGGUUUGAUAAACUAUUUGUUUUUCCUUAAUAUACUUUUAGUAUUUACUUUUUCAUCCCCAUUAAAUUCAAACAUUGUUGACACCCCACACCAUUGACUGACUCUGUUUAAAAACUUCAUGAGUAAUGAUUAAAAUAUGUUUACAAUGGCUUACAUGUAUGGCCAAUUUGGAAAAAAUACAUGCAAUUGAAUCAUGGGAACGUGUUUGAGAACUUUGUUGAAACUAUAAAAUUAAAAAAGUAUACAGUCAGAAGUAUAGUAUGAAAUAGCAAUUUAGAAAGAAGAUUUGAAGCUUUGAGUGAAAAUUUUAAGAGUAAAAAAUGCAGUCCUCAUGUGGGUUAGUCUUUGGCAUCAUUUGAGCAUUCUUAUUUGUUAAUUACUUGGUGAGGCUAAUUUUGAGACUGUAUCAUUGCCAAACCAACCAUCCUCUCAAAGGAAAAUUGUUUACUUUAAAAUGUCUUUUUUGAGAACCUGAGUUGUGUAGUAAAUAUAUGAUCCAGAAAAAUUCCUGCAAUACUUAGUAUAUGCUGCAGUCGGGUGUAGUUACAGUGUCUUUUCUAAUUCUUAAUUGACAUUUUGGUCCACACAUUUAGCAUGUAUCCCUGGGUGAUGCAAGUGGUUUACACUCGACUACUAAAGGUUGACGGUUUGAAACCCCCCAAGGGGUGCCACAGAAGAAUGGCCUGGUGAUCUGCUUACGUAAAGAUUCCAGCCAAGAAAACCUUACAGAGCAGUUCUACUCUGUAACGUGGGGUUGCCAUGUGUCAGAAUCAACUUGACAGCACUGCUUUUGGUUUUUGUUUUUUAGUAGUAUGUGUCAGCCAGGACUUUACCUAUAUUAUUACUUUUAAUCCUCACAGCAGACCUACAGGGAAGGUAUGUUUUACUUAUUUUACAGAUGAGGAAAUCAGAGUUCAGAGGUUAAGUGUCUUGCCUAGAGUCACACAGCUAAAGUCUAUGCGAAUCGGCAUGUCUUGCUCCAACAGCAGUUCUUUCCACUACAACAUGUUAAUUUCAUGCUUUACCAAAAAAGAUUAUCAUUCUGUUAAAAUCCAAGCCUUAUUGAAAACAAUUAAAAAUGCUUUUUAGACAAUUACUGUUUCUGUGAAUAAACAUUGUGAUGAAUAUACUUGAACAAAAAAAAAACUUCUAAUAAUGUAUAAAAAUUAUUUUUCUAAUAAUUAUGCUCUCCAGAGCUGCAUUGAGUUUUUCUUAUUGGUCCAGGGCAGUUUAAAAUACCUGAUUUGUUGUUCGUUAUAAGAGGUGCUGUUAUAAGCAAUAUUCUAGUGGUUAAGAGCCCAGAGUCUGGAGCCAGGCUUCCUAAAUUCAAAUCCCAGCUCUGUUAUUUAGUGGGUGUGUGACCUUGGACAAGUUAAUUAACCUGUUUUGGUUUCCUCAUCUGUAAAAUGGAGUUAAUAAUGUUUAACUCAUAGACUUAUUAGUGUCAAGCCAAGGUCCGGGGUCACCAAGAAAGAGACAGGCAUUGGAUAGAAUACCACUUUAGUAACAGAAGAGACAGAGCAAGGUAAGCUUCAAUAGUGGGUGUUGGUCUCCCAUGGCAAGCAAGUCACUCCCCAAAGCAGCAGACACAGGAAUAAUGGUCUGCACACACACUCUUCUGCUGCAGAAGAGGACCUCGUUCUCUCCCCACUGGCAACAGAGAGCAGUGGGGUUAGGCAAGUGCCACGUGAGGCUCACAGUGAAGCAGACUGUGUACCCAGAACAGGGAAUGAGUUUCUUUCAUAAGGAAGAAGAAAUUGGGUCAGAGGCAGUAGCUCGGUUCUCAGCCUCUAUUUUCAGGGAAUGUGCCUGGUCCAAGGCUCUGGUUAUGCAUUCCAGGUGAGAGUUGAAAGGCAGUGUGCAACAGACCAUUUUCCCAACAAAACAAUUAGGAUUAAAAAAAGGAACCUUGUAAAUCAUUACGCCUGGCACGUAGUAUGUGCUAAGUAGAUGUUACAUAAAUAAAAUACCCUUGGCACGCAUCAUUCAAGGAGGAAUGCCAUACCUUACCACACUAAAAAACCCGAUGCCAUUGAGCCGAUUCAGACUCAUAGCGACCCUAUAGAACAGAGUAGAACUGCCCCAGAGGGUUUCCAAUGGCUGGUGGAUUCAAACUGCUCACCUUUUGGUUAGCAGCCAAACAUUUAACCACUGCAACACCAGAGCCCCCUUACCACACUAGGGACCAGUUUUUUUGCCUUUUACCGGACAACCACUCUGUUAAUUUAGAGUCAGCUGUGAGCACAUAACUAUGUCCUUGCUAGUGUGAGAAAUUUUUAGGGGUUCUGAAAGUACUUACAGCUAGUUCAGAGACCCACACACAUAAAAUAAUACAGAAUACAAGACUAUAUAAUUAGUGCUGAUGUGUUAUUAACAUUUUAGGUCCUGUUAUGUGUUAAACGUAGGGUGGAAGUCUUGGCCCUCAUGGAGCUUACAGUUCUUCAGGGAAUACAGACUUUUAACAAGUGUGCAAAGUAUGUGAAGGAUAAGUACAAAUGAAUAUGGGAUCAUAAAGCAGGGAACCUUAGCCUAGUCUUCUGUGGUACAGGCUAUUAUUGCUGUUAGUGUACAGAAGGGAGACCAUUAAAGAAAUGAAAAGGCUCAGUGGUAGAAAUAGAACUUAAAAUGGAUCUUAAUGGUUAGGUAGAUAUUGGAUGGGCACAAAAGAUAUUGAAGGGUAUUUCAGGCAAAGUUAAAUAAUGUGAACAAAGAACAUCUGUGAAAUAUGAGCGAAGUGGUGUAGAGUACAUUUUGGUAUGUUGUGUGAAACAAGGUUAACGAGGGACUGAGGCCCAUUCAUGAAACUUCUUGAAAUCCAGGCAGAGUAGUUUAGAUUUGAGAUGGCAAGAGUUUGAAGUGAUUACUUUUAAGAAUACAUUAUGAAACUAAGGAAGAUAAACUUGAAGUCAUAAGCAAGAUAGAGGGAAUAUAGAACAGGGGGAGAGAGGGGAAGAAGGUAUUGCAUUUUUCCUGCUGUGAUGUGUGUGAGGCGAGGAUAAAAAGGAUUAGCCAAAUGUUGGUCACAUUGGGAAAGGAUGGUUAGGUCUCCGAUAUUGCGGGUUUAGGAUAAAGAGUUCAUAAUAACAGCACCUUGUGUUUGGAUUGGUGUUAGCACUAUCAAAAACAGGUUAUUUAUGGAAAGGAACCUAAGUAAUACAAUUAGUUUGAUGAUUAAAUUUAGUUGGAAACUUUGUUGCUCUAACAGAUUUGUAUGCUGGAGACCAAGGGACUGCUUAAUGAUAAUUUUAAAAUCUAUGCCACUGUGCUAAUUCAGUGGCGUUUGGUAUGGUGUGGGAUGACGUGGAUAUGAAUAAGCUGUGGAUGGGCAGCAGAGGGGAAUGCGAUGGCAGCUCAAUCAUUGCUUAUCAGGAAAGGUGUGAGUCAUAAUGAAGCUAUUGGUGAAGCUUCCACAGAUCUUCAGGUCUUUGUGAUGGAUGGUCGAGUGUAUGCUUUGUCAAAUAAGCAUUUAAUUGCAAAUGUGAUAUAUAUACACACGCAUACACGUUCUUGUUGUUAGGUGCCAUCGAGUCGGUUCCGACUCAUAACGACCUUGUGCACAACAGAACGAAACACUGCCAUGUCCUGCGCCAUCCUUACAAUCAUUGUUAUGCCUGAGCUCGUUGUUGUAGCCGCUGUGUCAAUCCACCUCGUUGAGGGUCUUUCUCUUUUCCGCUGAUCCUGUACUCUGUCAAGCAUGAUGUCCUUCUCCAGGGACUGAUCCCUCCUGACAACAUGUCCAAAGUAUGUAAGACGCAGUCUCACCAUCCUUGCUUCCAAGGAGCAUGUUUCCAAGGUUGUGCUUCUUCCAAGAUUUGUUCUUUUAGCAGUCCAUGGUAUAUUCAAUAUUCUUCACCAACACCACAAAGCAAAGGCAUCAAUUCUUCUUCCAUCUUCCUUAUUCAUUGUCCAGCUUUCACAUGCAUAUGAUGUGAUUGAAAAUACCAUGGCUCAAAAUGAGAAGAAACAGCUGCAAUCAUCCAUUAUGUACAAAGUAUGAAUCUAGGAAAAUGGAAAAUCACCAAAAAUGAAAUGGAAUGCAUAAACAUUGGUAUCCUAGGCAUUAGUGAGCUGAAAUGGACUGGUAUUGGCUAUUUUGAAUCGGACAAUCAUAUAGGCUACUAUGCUGGGAAUGACAACUUGAAGAGGAAUGUUGUUGCAUUCAUCGUCAAAAAGAACAUUUCAAGAUCUAUCCUGAAGUACAACGCUGUCAGUGAUAGGGUAAUAUCCAUAUGCCUACAAGGAAGACCAGUUAAUACAACUAUUAUUCAAAUUUAUGCACCAACCACUAAGGCCAAAGAUGAAGAAACAGAAGAUUUUUAUCAGCUGCUGCAGUCUGAAAUUGAUCGAACAUACAAUCUGGAUGCAUUCAUAAUUACUGGUGACUGGAACGCGAAAGUUAGAAAUAAAGGAUUGGUAGUUGGAAAAUAUGGCCUUGGUGAUAGAAACAAUGCCAGAGAUCGAACAAUAGAACUUUGCAAGACCAACGACUUCUUCAUUGCAGAUACAUUCUUUCACCAACAUAAAAGGCGACUAUACACAUGGACCUCACCAGAUGGAACACACGGAAAUCAAAUUGACUGUAUCUGUGGAAAGAGACAAUGGAAAAGCUCAAUAUCAUCAGUCAGAACAAGGCCAGGGGCCGACUGUGGAACAGACCAUCUAUUGUUCAUAUGCAAGUUCAAGCUGAAACUGAAGAAAAUCAGAGCAAGUCCACGAGAGUCAAAAUAUGACCUUGAAUAUAUCCCACCUGAAUUUAGAGACCAUCUGAAGAACAGAUUUGACACAUUGAACACUAGUGACCAAAGACGAGUUGUGGAAUGACAUCAAGGACAUCAUCCAUGAAGAAAGCAAGAGGCCACUAAAAAGACAGGAAAGAAAGAAAAGACCAAGAUGGAUGUCAGAGGUGACUCUGAAAAUUGCUCACGAAUGCCAAGCAGCUAAAGCAAAAGGAAGAAAUGAUGAAGUAAAAACUGAACAGAAGAUUUCAAAGGGUGGCUCAAGAAGACAAAAUAUUUUAACAACAUGGGCAAAGAGCUGGAGCUAGAAAACCAAAACACAACACGCUUGGUGUUUCUCAAGCUGAAAGAACUGAAGAAAAAAUUCAAACCUUGAGUUGCAGUAGUGAAGGAUUCUAUGGAAGGAAUACACACACAUACAUAGUUAGUUGUAAAUAAUUCAUAUUGGACAGUCCAAGCAAAUUACCUUCAACCAUUGCUUUAAAAUGUUUUUAUUAGCAUAACAUUGGAAUGUCAUUUGGUGAGCAUAUCCAAGUGUAUUUCAUUUUCUGAAUUUGCACACUAUGUACAAACAUCAUUUAUUUUGAAAAGUGAGGCAGGUUGCUUUUUAAUUUGAAAACGUGCUUUAAGAAAUCCAGUCCCAUCAUCAAUACCACAUACAAUACAGUAAGACAGUGUUAAUUUUUAAUUUGCAAUGGGACUCUUGGCCAGGAGGCUCUUGCUCAAAAUUACGUUGCUUUAAAGAAAAAUCUUAUUUUUUCCAAAAAAGGAGUCAUACAUGGGUACCUAUUAUGCCUUUGUUACCUAUUUUUGGAGUCUGGACCUUAGCCCUCUGGCUAGGAUCAGUCUUUGCCCCCCCAGUCAGUCCCAAAAUGUAGCUGAACAAGCUUCUCAUUUCACUUUUGUUAUUUGCAGUCAGAAUUUUUGUGACUGUAAUGACUAAAAGGACUGCCAGAGUUAGCAAAUAAAAAUACAGGGCACCCAGUUCAAUUUGAAUUUCAGAAAAACAACGGAAUUUUUUUUUAAGUACAUGGGAAUACAUAUACUUCUAAAAAUUAUCCGUUCAACUGAAAUUCAAAUAACUGGGCAUUCUGUACGUUAAAUCUGGCAACCCUUAUUAACGGUUAACUUUUUGUGUAAAAUAAUUUACCUCCUAAGAAAAUCUCCAAAUGGGAGACAAAAAGGAGUCUAGGCCAAGAGCGUAAAAACCUCCACAGAGUCGGCCUUCUCCCAAACUUGGCCUAAAAAACCCCCAAAAAGCCCGAGUCCCAGGAGCCGGAGUAGCGGAGCGAGCUGUGCCGUAGCUUUCCCGCCCGUUUUCUGCGCAACGUAGGAGAGUGGCUACGCCGCGGGGUGGAGCGCUUAUGGCUCUAUCCUCCUUGCAGGGGGAAAGGAGGUGCCGGAAACUUUAAACCCCGGCCAGUGUACAACGUGUCCACUUCGGCGGCGGCAGGCGCCGCCAUCUUCUUUGCCGGCAAAGACGGAGAAGUUAGGGGCUCCACUUUGCCCAUAAAGCGGAUUAGGGGCGACAGCCCGCGCCCUCAGCACUUGAUGACGUGUGAGCCGGGGGUCCCCCGUUUGGGACUGAUUUCCAGUGACACGUCGAAGCUUGCCAAGGCGGGGAAAAGGGACGCUGCCUGUCCCGGAUGUAAAAUGGCGGCGCAGGGGGCCGGCCUGCCGGGGCGGUCACGUGGUGGGGAGUAGCGCGCGAGCCUCCUUAAGUGAUCUCUAUGGCUCGUCUGGACGCACAGGAGCAGCGGAGCGCGAGACGGGUUGUGUGUCUGCGCGCGCCUAACACGAGGAAACACCACCGCCCAGCCGGGUUUCAGUUUUAAGGGGUUUUGUUUUUUUCUUUGCUCCUGCAGAGCUGAUCCGGAUUUCCCCAAAGGGUGCCGGGGAAAGGGUGGCACGGGGACUUCCGGGCUAUGCCUGGGUCCUUUAUCGCGGCGCUGGAGCCAGCGGCGACCCUUGCGGGAUGCGUCCUGAGCAUUCGCCCGCGCGGAGAGCCGGGCCCCGGACGGGUGCGGGAACCGUAGCGCCAGUGGGGGCCGGGGCUCUUAGUCCCGCCGCCGCCCAGCCCCCACCGCGGGCUUGGGGCGGGGAGAGGCUCGGGAGGCGCAGCCCCGAGACGUGGCGGGAGCGCGGCGGGGCCGGCCGGGAGCUGCUGGCGGGAGGCGGGAGAAGCGCGGGAGCGCCUGCCUCCCGGGGGCCGUCCGGAUCCAGUUGGCGUCUGGCUUCGCUUUUGCCGCCCAUUUCCUGCUUUCGAGUGGCCCAUGGAUGAGCUUCCCUCCGAGCACUGGAGGGAGCGACUUCCUCCGGCAGGACCCUCCGCACCGUUUCUCUUUCCAGAGCUGUUGGCUCUGGACGGAACGCCCAGCUCAGCCUCCUCGAGCGCCGCCUGCGAUUCCCGGAGUUCUCCGCUGGCUUCGGGAACGGCCAAGCGGCGCGGCGCUGGGCGGGGUCUCCGGGCGCGACGCGGAGGGGAAGGGGUGUCGGGCCGACGUCGGCGGCGGAAGAAGGACGGAGACCGCCGGUGCAGCUUAGCUCUCGCCGUCAACGUGGUCCGGUGCCUCCCGACACCAUGGCCCUGGCUGAGGUAGUAGUUUGUGCUGUUGGUCGGGUUGUGACAUUGCCCGCUGUGGAGAUAACUGCGCAAGCUACUGCCUUGCUAGUGCUGGUGAUGCUCAGCGCCGCGGAGGACAAUGGCUGGGAAUCCCCUUUGUUUUUCGGGACGCGGGGGCGCGGGGACAGCCCGCGGAGCCCCGGCCGCUACGGAGACCGUUAGCUGUACAUUUUCCUGGAGGGAGGGAAGGAAUUGCGGGGAGAGUGGGCGGUGUUUUUUUUUUUCUUUUUUUUUUAAAGCUCAGGAAAGAACUAAGGCAUUGAAUUUGAUUUUUACUCUCAAAGGAAAAGUGAAAUUGUGUAAGGUGUUUACGUGGAUAACUUUUCCACCUUUAAGUCGUUUUAAGGUUUCAUUCAGUAGUUAAGGUAAAAAAAAAAAUUUUUUUUUUUCCUUUGCGCCUGGUGUACGAAAGCUGAAAUGAGCUAUCCUGUUCUGCAGAAUUGGCAUGGGGGAGCAAAAUAGUAGACCCGUUAAUUGUAAAGUUUGUCUUCUUAAUAUCUUAGAGCUCGCUCUCUCUGUCUUUUUUUAAUAUAUACUCCCUCAGCAAAUUUAGGAGCCCUAGUUUUAGUGUUCAGUGGUGAAAGUUCUCUGCUGAUAGGCUGCUAAGCAAAAGGUGGGCAUUUGAACCCAUCAGCUGCUCUGCGGGAGAAAGAUGUGGCAGUCUGCUUCUGUAAAGAUUUCAGCCUUGGACGCCCUAUGGGGCAGUUCUGCUCUGUCCUGUAGGGUCGUUAUGAGUUGAAAUCAACUCCAGGGCAGUGGGUUUGGUUUUGGUUUGUUUUCAGCAAAUUUAAGAGUUUUUCACGUAAAUGUAAAGCUGUUUAAAGUUUCUUUUUACAGUCUGCAACUCCUUGAAUUUAUAAUGAAAUGCACUAUUCCUAUUUUUUAAUGUAUGAAGCAAAUAAAUUUUCUUUUUUACAGUAUGUUACUGUGUUUUGUUUUAAUAUUACUUCCGGAUUCAAAUAAACUGCUGGUGUAUAUUGUAUUGCUUUUUGGCCUUUGAUUCUCAUCUUACGUGCUACUUUUUUAUUUAUACCCUUGCGUUUAGUAUGGGGGGAAAGAACCUAGGAGUUAAACGUAUGAUUUCUGAAUAGUUUCCGUUUUAAAUGUUACCCAUUUUGAUUCGUGGGCGAUCACUACUCCCAAUAGGGAAAUACCGUUUUUAUAAAGAAAAGUAGUUUGGGUAAUUAAUGAGACUACUUGAUUUUCUGAGUACCCUAAAGUCUGGAAAAGAUAAUUGUAUUUUUAGUUUUCACUGAGAUAAAUGGAUGGUAAAUUUUAGUACCAAAAAAAAAAAAACCUGAUUUGUGCAGAAUAAAACAAAAAAAAAACAAACCCA
Messenger RNA from Loxodonta africana (African savanna elephant), 24022 nucleotides. It is a transcript of the gene MON2, whose product is annotated as MON2 homolog, regulator of endosome-to-Golgi trafficking. The record is from RefSeq and is a predicted model, not a curated record. The transcript has 35 exons. The coding region runs from base 381 to 5543 and encodes 1720 amino acids. Lineage: Eukaryota; Metazoa; Chordata; Mammalia; Proboscidea; Elephantidae.